GAUAAGCCCUAACUGCCGGAAGAAAUUUCUAUCUGCUUUUCACUGACGUCGUUGAUACCGUCGUUCAUCACCUACAGUCGCCGAUCGCUGACCAUCCGCAGCGUCUUACAUUGCCAUUCUAUGCCGCCGGGUCCUUAGCCCAACGGCUGUUUGUCACACGUGUCACAUAAUUCUCGCUACCGCCGCCUGUCGUUGCCCAUCGCCGUCCAUAGGACAACCAUCAACGCACCGCUCCAAACACGAUCCGUAUCUGAAGGGAGAAAUCCUAGUCGCCACAGUUUUCUCCUCUGUUUUCAUUUCAAUUGUGCCGCCCCACAUCCUCGAUCUUGUAUUGAUUUGUCGCCGCCACUCACCACCGGCUGCCGACUGCCGCGGCUCAAUUUCUGAAGGGUGUUUCGUUUGUGAAAGUGAAAAGGAAAAAAGAAAAAGAUAUCCGAACAGCCCAUCGGUGAGGACUGAAUUGAGUGAAAGAUCUUGCAUCUGAUAUCAUUCUCAAAUCUCCAGGCCUGGCUUGAUAGCUAUUCUGAGUUCUUAGUCACUACGAAACUUAGAUGCUGGGCAUUUCAUAUGGAGAACUCCUCCUCCUUAUUGGGGCUACUGUUGCCUUCAUUGGGCCAAAGGAUCUCCCACGAAUUGCGAGAAUGGCGGGAAGGAGGGCUGGAAAAGCAAUCGGAUACGUUCAGUUAGCUCGAGGUCAGUUCGACUCUGUCAUGCAACAAACCCAGGCUCGUCAGGUUCACAAGGAAUUGCAAGACACUAUGGCGCAGCUUGAUGCUAUUCGUCAUGAAAUUCGAAGCAUAUCGUUCUUGAAUCCCGGGACAUUGACUCAGAGGCUUGUGGACAAUCCUGAGCUGAAAGCAGCUGAUAGUGGUGUAACUAGUGAUUCAGCAAAAGAAAAACCUUCUGUGGAGAUUACACCAACGGCUGAGGGGACUACACCAGCAGCUAACAUCCUCAAGGUUGCAACUUCACAAAUAUCGAUCGAGCACAGCCGAGCGACUACAUUUGCCAAAUUGGCUGAAUCACCGACCAUAAGGAAUGGUUCCUCUGCCUCAUUUCCAGUUGCUACAGAUGUUGAGAAGCCUAACGAUGAGCUCGGGGUUCCUUCCGUUUUACCUGUAUCUGCUGAAAAUGCUGGGAUGUUACCUAAACGCCCGGAGGAGUUAAAAGGGUCUGACAUAAUGUUAGAAGCAGUAUUGGAAGCAGAGGUGGCUAACAGUGCAAAAGAAUUUUUCUCGCAUCAUCAAAUUCAAAUGAAACAGGAACAAGAAUCAUAAUUUCAUUGAUGAAUGGUCUAUAAAUGAAGUUCAGAAGGUUCAAAAAGCGUACCCCAGGUAUUCCCCUGACUUCAUACCCCUGACUUCAUAUGUGUGCCAUUUGUGUAAGAGAAUGAAUUAAAUAGAAGGUUACAGUUUGCUCCUUUUGUAUGUAUAGUUUACUUACUUUUGCUUGUUGAAAAGAAAUAGGGGGAUAAGAAACACUUAUUCUGCUCGUACUUAAUGAUCUUCGGUGCCUCUAUGGUUUAUGAUCAAUUGUUUUCACUGCUUCUUAUAAGUCGAUGAGCAUGUGCUGGGUCGCUGCUUGAAUGCUUCUUGUUACUUAAAAGGCUUAUGUUGUAACACCUCAAACCCAACCCAACACUAGCGGAUAUUGUUCUUUUUGGGCUUUCC
Molecule: messenger RNA, 1670 nt
Organism: Cucurbita moschata (crookneck pumpkin)
Lineage: Eukaryota; Viridiplantae; Streptophyta; Magnoliopsida; Cucurbitales; Cucurbitaceae
Product: sec-independent protein translocase protein TatB
Exons: 7
Coding region: 552-1277 (241 amino acids)
Source: RefSeq, a predicted model, not a curated record